Molecule: messenger RNA, 633 nt
Organism: Botrytis porri
Lineage: Eukaryota; Fungi; Ascomycota; Leotiomycetes; Helotiales; Sclerotiniaceae
Exons: 1
Coding region: 1-633 (210 amino acids)
Source: RefSeq, a predicted model, not a curated record
AUGCUCCCCGCUAACCAACUCAUCGCCCAACUCCGGAGUAACCUCCCCCCCUCCGACCUCCAAGCCUUCUACACCCAAUGGGCCUCCACCUACAACACCCACAUCGUCGCACUUCAAAACUACGUUUCCCCCAGCCUUAUCGCGCAAAUCGUCCGGCAACUUCCCCACUAUUCCACCCUCCGCAUUCUCGAUGCCGGAUGUGGCACCGGGCUCGUGGGGGUUGCGCUUGCAGAGAGCGGCGCUACGAACAUUGAUGGCCUUGAUUUUUCGCCUGCUAUGCUCGCGCAAGCGCGUCUGACGGGCUUUUAUAAAAAUCUGUUCGUGGGAGACUUGUUGCAGACGAUUGAGGUGCCGGAUGGAUCGUAUGAUUUGGUGACUUGUGCUGGGACGUUUACGUAUGGACAUGUUGGUCCUGAUCCUGCGCUGAGGGAAUUUAUUCGGAUACUUGUUCCAAGUGGUCUUAUUAUUGCUACCGUUUUAGAGGAGGUUUGGGAGUCCGGGGGCUAUAAAGCUGAGAUUGAAAAAUUUGAGGCAGAAGAAAUUUUGGAGGUUGUUAGUGUGGAGUUGAAUGAUUAUCGAAAGGGAUGUGAGAAAGCACAUAUGGUUAUCUUGAAAAAGAGAGGUGGCACUUGA